AUGGCAUCUUCAGCAGUUUCAAAGCAAUCCCAUUGCCAUAGCCUUGUAAUCCUUGCCGCUCUAGCUUUAUUUUGUGCAGCAAAAAUUUGCUUGGCCGAAAAAUUUAAGCCCCAGUCGGAGUCUGGUGAUGAUUUUAUUAAAACUUCAUGUGGGGUUACAAGGUAUCCAGACUUGUGUUACAAGACGCUUUCAGCUUAUGCUGAUACCAUUCAAGAUAAUCCUACACAGCUAGCCAAUGCAUCUCUAUCUGAGACCCUAAAAAACGCUGAGUCCACGUUAAACAUGAUGCAAAAGCUAUUGCAGAUGCGGGAGUUAAGGCCUAGAGAAGCCGGCGCCAUAAAGGAUUGCGUCGAAACCAUGAAAGAGUCGGUGGAUGAGCUUCAGAAGUCAAUGCUAGCAAUGAGGGAUCUUGAAGGCCCAGAUUUUCGCAUGGAAAUGAGCAACAUACAAACAUGGGUAAGUGCCGCCUUGCCGGAUGAAGAUACUUGCAUGGAUGGCUUUCAAGGUAAAGCCAUAAAUGGGAACGUUAAGGACACUAUAAGGAUCUAUAUUGUGAAAGGUUCUCAGUUAACCAGCAUUGCCUUAGCUCUCAUUAACAGAAUUCAGUAA
This is a messenger RNA of Dovyalis caffra, 609 nucleotides long. NCBI's taxonomy places the organism in Eukaryota, Viridiplantae, Streptophyta, Magnoliopsida, Malpighiales, Salicaceae. The record is from the annotation of a GenBank genome assembly.